Molecule: messenger RNA, 680 nt
Organism: Thamnophis sirtalis
Lineage: Eukaryota; Metazoa; Chordata; Lepidosauria; Squamata; Natricidae
Source: RefSeq, a predicted model, not a curated record
AUGACCACCAUUGCCUCACCCCUAUUGGCUGGGGCCCAGGCGAAUCACCAGUCGACUGGCACCUUCAGGCCUGUUUCGGAAGAGGAGCAGGCUUUGCGGACUAAACUCGAGCGACUGAGCACCAGCGACCAUGGCCCCGUGUUUGGGAAGCAUGAGAAGAUCCCUGAACACACCCUGCAGAAGGCUAAAGAUGAAUUGAACGAGACCUCAGAGAAACGUGAAUUAGCAAUCAAAGAGCUUCGGGAGCUUAUCCAGGAGAAAGCUAAAGAUGGAGAUGACAUUUGCAAAACGGUUGCUGAUAAAAUGCAGGAGAAGGAAGACGCUUUCCUCCUCCGUUUCAUACGUGCCCGCAAGUUUGAUCUCAACAGAGCGUAUGAUUUGAUUAAAGGUUACGUCAACUUCCGUCAGCAGUAUCCAGAACUCUUCGAAAACCUGGUACCCGAGGCAGUACGGAGUACCAUUGAGGCUGGCUACCCUGGCAUUUUGUGCAACAGGGAUAAAUAUGGUCGGGUGGUAUUGCUGUUCAACAUAGAGAACUGGGAUUAUGAAGAGAUCACGUUUGACGAGGUUGGUAUUUGUUCGGUAAAGGCAUUCAUCUUUUUGUAAGCUUUUUCUAAGCCUUUAACCAUCAUAGUUUCUCUUCUGACCUAGGCUUCCCCAAAAAGCCCGAAUCAGAUUCC